Messenger RNA from Cordyceps militaris CM01, 318 nucleotides. RefSeq lists its product as uncharacterized. The transcript has 2 exons. NCBI's taxonomy places the organism in Eukaryota, Fungi, Ascomycota, Sordariomycetes, Hypocreales, Cordycipitaceae. The coding region runs from base 1 to 318 and encodes 105 amino acids. The record is from RefSeq and is a predicted model, not a curated record.
AUGAAAUGCACAGUACGCAGGGUGCAGAAUAAGAAAGGCCAGGAAACAGCCAAGGAAAUAGCCCUGUUGCAUCUACAGGUUGGGCGCGGUGUUCUUCGGCGCCAAGACUGGUGCCAAAUGGGCCAUUUCUCCGACUUGGUGCAGAUGAUGGCCCACAGCCUGUCGAAUGCCCAUGUUCAUGGCUGUGCAAACCGCGACGAUGGAGGGGUAUUUUUGUUCAAAUUUUCUCUGAAUCUCGGCAACUUGCCCGGCGGUCCCGUCUUGCAAUAUCGAAUCUAUUAUAAUCUGUCUUUUACGCCCCCAAUUGCUUCCACCUGA